This is a messenger RNA of Micropterus salmoides (largemouth bass), 6503 nucleotides long. RefSeq names its product girdin-like. Bases 348 to 5870 code for a protein of 1840 amino acids. Lineage: Eukaryota; Metazoa; Chordata; Actinopteri; Centrarchiformes; Centrarchidae. The record is from RefSeq and is a predicted model, not a curated record. Gene Ontology annotation, cellular component: centrosome; cytoplasm. Gene Ontology annotation, biological process: cytoplasmic microtubule organization; cytoskeleton-dependent intracellular transport. The transcript is spliced from 28 exons. Gene Ontology annotation, molecular function: dynein light intermediate chain binding; microtubule binding.
UGCCUUUGCAGCAGAGGACCAAGGAGGAUGUUAGUGAGUGUGUAGUGUUGCGGGACAAAAUGCGGAUAGGACCGUACUUGGACAACGACUUGGCGACGUUUAAACUGCCGGAUGUCGUGGAAGUAAGUUAGCUGUUAGUGGCGAGAGGAGUCUGUCAGUGAAAACACCGACAAGCUAAACCGCAGUGCCAAGAGGAAAUACUCAACUAGUUUAAAUAAGAUGGAUGGGAGGGCUUGAAUCUGCAAGACUCACUUCUGGAGUAAUGUAGUGACUAACGUUAGGCUGCUACCAGUCUUCUCCUCAUUUAAAUUGUUGGGAUAUUCUGUUGUGACUAAUAAUAACCUACGAUGGAAAUAACGAUGGAAAGUGGAGUUUUUCUACCCUGUCUGGAUCAAUUUAUGCUGAGCCCACUUGUCACUUGGGUGAAGACGUUUGUGCCAAAUGAUGGGGGCAUGCACAUGGACUUUUCUGAAUUACUGAAUGGAGUCUUUUUGAAUGACAUAAUGACACAAAUAAAUCCCUCGGCUGCACCUCAGAGUGCAAACAAAGUGAGCAGUGAUCCAAGUCAGAGGAUCCAAAACUUGAACUUCCUUGUGCAGCAAAUCAAGACAUAUUAUCUGGAUAAUCUGAGACAAUUAAUCAUGAUUCCUUUGCCAAACGUGUUGCUGCUUGGCAGGACUCCUUACUUUGAACAAAGUCUGGAGGAAAUGAAGAAACUUUUGCUGUUACUGUUGGGAUGUGCAGUCCAGUGUGAGAAAAAAGAUGAGUACAUUGAGAGGAUCCAGACGCUUGACUUUGACACGAAAGCUGCCAUAGCUGCACAUAUUCAGGAGUUGACCCACAGUCAGGAGAACGUGCUGGAUCUGCAGUGGUUGGAGUCCAGUGAGGUGCACCCGGAUGAGCUGGAGGCCGUAGCGAGGAACAUGGCCACGCACCUCCGACAUCUGCUGGACCAGAGGGACACCCAUCUAGAGACUAUAGCAGAGCUAAUGCAGGAAAAGGAUGGCAUCGUUAGCUUGCUCAGUAGCCCAUCCAGCCCACAGUCAACCAGCUACUGUCCCAGCAUGCAGCAGCAGCAACAGGCGGGGACUCAGCAACACCUGUCGGUGGAGCUGGCUGACUCUAAGGCCAAGAUCAGACGACUUAGACAAGAACUAGAAGAGAAGAGUGAGCAGAUGCUGGACUGCAGACAUGAGCUGGAGAACAUGGAGGCAGAGCUGAAGAGGAUCCAGCAGGAGAACUCCCAGUUGCUCGUAGAGGCCCGUGCAGCCCGCACCUACCGUGACGAACUGGACUCCCUGAGAGAGAGAGCCAUAAAGGCAGACAAGCUGGAGAGUGAAGUGGGACGCUACAGGGAGCAACUGCACAAGAUGGAGUUCUACAAGGCCAAAGUGGAGGAGCUAAAGGAGGAUAACAGGGUGCUACAGGAGACCAAAGAAGUGUUGGAGGAUCAGCUGGAAGGCUGGAGGGCACGCUCAGAUAAAAUCCACCAGCUGGAGAAGCACAGUCUUCUGCUGAAGGCCCGGGUCCACGACAUGGAACAGGAGAGGGAGGCAGACCGGAGGCGCAUUGAGGAGCUGCAGGAGGAGAACCUGGCUCUGUGUUUGGCUCAGAGGAGGAGCAUGGAGGAGUCCCAGCAUCUGGGCUGGGAGUUAGAGCAGCUCUCCAAGACCACUGAGAACUCUCAGAGCCAGCAGACUCUGAGUGAGGAGGUGACUGAGAGGACUCGCAGUCGGAUGCUGAAACUGGAAAAGGAGAACCAAAGUCUCUUAAGAACUAUAGAGGAACUCAAAGCUGCCUCUAUGAACAACAGCACACAGCCACACAAACAUAGCUGCCACCGUGAGUGUGAUCAUGUCUGCCAUGUGGUCUGUAGCACCAACAACCGUACCUUAUCAACAGAUGAACCCACUUGGUUGCAAACCUCCUGCUCUAAUAUAGAAAACCGCACUCACAUAUUCCCGCUCAGAACAGUAGCACAGCACAUGUUAAAUGGAAAUUCAAACUGCCAUCAGCCACUCUACGCAGAAGAGGUGGAGGAAGUCCAGAGUGAGAUCCUCCUCACAGAGAGCCCAGACCUUCAUAUUCAGGAGAAAGGACAGCUAGAAGAUGGAGGUGGAGAUCAUUUCAAAGACAUAAUGUCUGAUCUGGAAGUCUUAGAAAACAAUCACAAUAGGCUCCAUUGUUUUGUUGGAUCAGGUGAUCACUCCCCUGGCUCGAAGAGCAGCAGUCCCUGCCAUGGCAGCAUCUUCUCAGGUCUGCCAACACGUUCCUCCUAUGCCAGCAAACACACGCAGCGGCUGGAGGCCAAGUGCAGGGCCCUAGACACAGUUAACCAGCAUCUACAGACUUCCCUCGAUAACACUGACCGGAAAGUUCAGAGACUGGAGGCAGAGGUUCAGGAGCUGGAGGCAGAGAACCAGAGUCUGCAGGCCACUUUAGAGGAACUUCGGAUCUCUGCACGCCGCUUGGAGCAACUGGAAACAGAGAAGCAAAGCCUGGAGCAAGAAACCACAGUCCUGGAGAGGGAAAAAAGGCAGCUAGAGAAAGAGAAUCGACGACUCCGCCAGCAGGCUGAAAUCCAGGAAGCCAACUUAGACAGUAACAAUGUCUGUAUGACCAGCCUGGAAAGGGAGAUGCGUUUUCUAGUAAAGGAGGUGGAGGGGUUAAGGGAGACUGCUGACAGGGUCAAAGCCCUAGAGGGAGACAACAGAGAACUGACCAAGCAAGCUGCUAUCGACCAGAGGACCCUGGCCACCCUCAGAGAGGAGCUGGUAAGUGAGAAGCUGAAGAGCCAGCAGAGAGACAAUGAACUGGAGAGGCUGGCUUACGAGUUGGAAAUGAAGGUGCUGAACCAGGAGAGUACACAGCAGGCUGAACAAGAGGAACCAGACAACAGCAGGUUCAAGAUGCUGGAGUCAGAGUUGGAGUCGUCCCUGAAAAAAUCUCUUAAGAUUAAAGAGGACAAGAUGGCAGCUUUAGAAGCUCGUCUGCAGGAAUCCUCCACCCUGAACCAGCAGCUGCGCCAGGAGCUCAAGACUGUGAAGCUGAGCUAUGAGGCCUUGCAACAGAGGCAGGAGGAAGAGUGGACAGCAUCAAGUUCCACCCCUGCAAUAGAGACUGGCAGAGCAAUGAGUGAAUGGCUACGUGAAAGCCAGGAGGCCACCAAGGAAUUGCUGAAGCUCAAAGACCGUCUCAUUGAAGUGGAGAGGAAUAACGCAACACUGGAGGCAGAGCGCCAGGCAAUGCAGGCCCAGCUGAAGCAGCUGGAGAGUCAGUCUGAUAGCCAGCAGGCUCAAAUCCUCGCUCUGCAGAGGCAGGCUGCCUCACUGCAGGAGAACAACACAGCCCUGCAGACACACAACGCUAACCUACAGGUGGAGAAAUCCACUCUGAACUCACAGAGUGCUUCCCUUAUGGCCCAGAAUGCACAGCUGCAGCAGCAGCAGUCAGGGACAGAAAGUGAGCGGGACAGCGCCAUACGGGAACGUGAAGAGCUGCGUGGUGUUCAUGAGCAGCUAUUAAGAGAUCACGAGCGGCUGGCAGCUCUACAUGAGCGGCAGGCUAUGGAGUAUGAGGCCCUGAUGGGCAAGCACGGCUGUUUGAAAAACACCCAUCGCACACUAGAGCUGGAGCAACGCACUCUGCAGGACAGGUACAAUAGCUUGUUGCAGCAGCGGACCAAGCUAGAAGACCUGGAGAAAGCCCUGAAGGAGGAGCAGAUGAGGAUGGUUCUAGAGAAAGAACAGCACAGGACCACUGCUGCUGAAUGUUGCAGGCUCCGUGACGAGAAGGACUGGCUGAACCAGACAUACCGUCAGCUACAUAACGACAAUGAGUUGCUGACAGCGGAUCACAAGCAGCUCAAGAGCCAGCUGAAUGAGGCCAAGCUGGAGCACACCUGGCUGGAGGCUGACUUCUCCAAGCUCAAGAAAGAGUUUCAACAGCUAGACAUCACUUCCACAAAGCUCAGCAACCAGUGUGAGUUGCUGAGCCAGUUGAAGACCAACCUGGAGGAAGAGAAUCGCCACCUGCUCAACCAGAUCGAGACGCUGAUGCUGCAGAACCGAACCUUGUUGGAGCAGACCAUGGAGAGCAAGGAUCUGUUUCAUGUUGAAGAGCGACAGUAUAUUGACAAGCUUAAUGAUUUGAGGAGGCAGAAGGAGAAGCUGGAGGAAAAGAUAAUGGACCAGUACAAGUUUUAUGAGCCAUCGCCUCCUCGCAGACGUGGAAACUGGAUCACUCUGAAACUGAAGAAGUUGAUUAAAUCCAGUAGCCGUGAGCAUGGGCCCGACCGCCCACCCACACCCACACACUCAGGCGUUACUGAGCCACAACUCUCCUGUCAAGACAACAGCUCCUUCAUCAGCUCAGAUGGCUCUGGAAGCUCAGCCACCUCAGCAGGUGAUGCCAUUUCACCCCAACGUAACACCCUGAGCAGCUUGGCGUACCCCUCGGCCCUGUUCGAGGAGAAGCGGUGGGGAGACAGCUUAGAGCAGCUGGGAGGGUCAGAGGCUGAUGUGGAGGAGGACAGGAAGAACGCAUUGACCUCAUCCCUUACCACAUCCAUCUUGUCCAUCCUCCACCUCAAUCAUCCCACCACUCUACCAUCUGGCCACGUCACCACCACAGCCACUGACACCGCCGGCACUGUUCCAGAUUUGUCUGAGCUUUGGGUGACAGACAAGGAUUCAAAUGAUAGCGCUGUGCCAUCUGGAUUUGAGGACAGCGACGAGCUGCAGAAUCACGGGCUGAACAGUGUCCAGAGUCGAGCCCAAAGUGAGAGUAGUGGGGAGUUCAGCCUGAGCCUGGAAAAUGAGCCAUGGUCAAAUGGCAGCAGCCCUGUCCAGCAGCCCCCAUCACGGCGCUCCUCCGCCUCCUUCCAGCCACCCAGCGAUACCUCCACCCCCCAACACACACAGAAGCAGCAGCAGCAGCAGCAGCAGCAGCAGCACAAGGAGAAAGCCUCUACCAUGCCCAUCACCAACAGUCAGAAUUCAGAUAUCCAGUCUAUACCAAAACAGAAAGAUCCUGGACUCUCUCAGGACUUCUGGCUCACAAGGGGUACAAAGAGCAUCCGAAGGGGGUCAAGAGGGAAAGUGACUCGUCGCUCAUCAGAUUCAGGGGGCACAGUCAAAAUGAACACAGGGCUCAACGGGAUGAAUUCCAAAUCGUGCUCUAGCAAAGUUGAAACUACCCGAGCAUCAGCAUGUUCACCCAUCACAGUGCUGUACGUUCAGGGUAAGUCAUCCUCAAUGUCUGGCUGCCUCAACUGCUUCUCCACCCCUCCGGGGAAAGAGGUGCGACUAAAAGGGUCCAGGUCGCCCAAAAGUCUCCCUCGAGCCAGCAGUGUCAUUUCCACAGCAGAGGGAUCAUCCCGACGCACCAGUGUAAACAGCGACUGCAGGGUGACAGGCAAGACUGACCCGGUCUCUGUCCAGGUUUCAGAAAAGAGCAAUAAUCAGGAGGAAACAGCGAGUCAGCAACAACCAGAACCAGACACGAAUAACUGUGAGCCUGAGCCCAUUCCUCCCAUCAAACCUCCCAGAGACCCAACAGUUGCCGUUCCCACAGAUCACCCAAAAUCCCCUGUGCAGGAGUCACUCUUUGGCUCCUCAUUCACUUUCAACUCUGUCUUCUCAAACACAAUCUUCAGUGAUUCUGUGGUCACAACCACGACUAGCCUGGACGCCCUUGGCAACAACCAGACCUUCGUCUGUCUGAAUGCAUCUCUGGUGCAAAACUGCCAACGUGAGAGCCGGGAAUCUCCUCCUGACACACUGCAAACACUGCUCAAUGUGGAAAAUGAGCUGAGUCAAAAUGCAGAACAUGCAGCUGAGUUAGAGGACAAGCGGCUAACAACUCCAUGAAAGCAGCUGUCAGACCAUUGUGUAUUGUGUCAUUCAAGCAAAGCAGGUGAGCUGCAAAAAAAGGCCACUUUUCAUCACAUCAACCGAAGCACACAAUUUAAGUCACUGUAAUUUAAUAUGAGUAUGUUAUUCCACAGUCUGAGUAUACAGUCAUCUUAAAAGGUGUAAAUAAAAAGAUGUUUAGAAACUUGUGGUUCUGAUUUUUUGUCACACUGCAUUAGCAAGAUUACUGGCUUUUACAGCAUAUUAAUUUACCUGAGUAAUAUCUCCAGAGACUCAUAGUAUUAUCUCUUCCCCCAGGUUCUUCUUUUUGCACAAAUUCUGUUUAAUAUAACUGAAUGACUUAUGGAUAGAUAUCCUCUUUUGCCCAUUAAAAUGUAGAAUGGUAUUGUGAGUGAAACCUGUUUACCUUUAACGUUACUUUACCACACUGACAAUCCUGGUAUGUAUAUUUAUUGCUGUUUCAAAUUAUGUCCUGUUACUCAGACAGAACAUUUAAAUUAUUAUUAUAUUAUUAAAUUGCAGUGUCUAUGCCUGGAAGAACCAUGAUGUUCAUAUAUAGAAAAUGUGUAAAUGUUGUAAAAUAGGACGUGUACCUGAAUGCGGUUUUCCCUUUAAUAAAGCCUCUAUGUA